GCCCGAGGCCGUGACUCUGCCGCGGUUGCCACCGCCGCCGCCGAGCGCCGUUCAGUGCCAGACAGAGGUGGGCGAAAGGGUUGCGAGUGCGCGGGGGAGGAGCCGAGCCAAGCGCGUCCCAGGAGCGCCACCACCGCCACCAGGAGUCCGCUGGAGCGAGGAGCCCCCUGCAGGGGAGGAGGCGAGCGGCGGGCAGGACGCCGCGGCGGGCGCGCACCAUGCAGUCCCCGCGGGGCCAGCGCCGGCUGUUCACAGUGCUGUAAGGCGGCGGGGUCCCCCCCGCCGCCGCCGCACACCGCCUUCCUCUCGCUAGGUGCUGCAGGCGCGCUAGCCCUUCGUCCGGCUCCCGGACCCUGGUGUAACGCACGGCCUGCCCCUGCUCUGCCCCGCCCGUAUCAUGCGAGGGGGCCCGGAGGAGGAGAGGGAGAGUGACCGGCGUGCGGCGACUGCGUUCAGGGGGCGACCCCCUCUCUGAGACGCCCCCACCUGCUGCCAUGUGCCGCCGCCUCGGAUACCCAGCCUAUCGCCAAACUUUCCCGGUGCCAGCUUGGCUCUGAGUCGCGUUUCUGAGCAGAGUGUCCCAGGGACGUAGGACCCAGGCUGGCUGCGGACUAUCUGCUUCUUUCGGGAUCCUCGGAGAGUACUUUCCCUGGAAUCCGAGUCCUAACUGCUGCUCAGUCCUAUCCGGCAAAGAGCUGAGCGCUGCCUGCGGAGGGAGGCAGCGCCUUCCCGAAACAGUUUAUCUUUGGGCGGAUUUCUGGAAGAGAAAAAGAAACCAACAGGUUGCCAGCCCCGGCGCCACACACAAGUCGGCGGAGAGGGAAGCCCCGGCCCCGUUUUCCCCUGCCUGCGUUGGCCCCGCGCGGGCUGCAGGGGGCAAGGGGAGGGAGGGGGCUAUGGCUCGGCCUGACCCGUCCGCGCCGCCCUCGCUGCUGCUGCUGCUCCUGACGCAGCUGGCAGGCCGGGCGGCGGCAGCCUCCAAGGCCCCGGUGUGCCAGGAAAUCACGGUACCCAUGUGCCGCGGCAUCGGCUACAACCUGACGCACAUGCCCAACCAGUUCAACCACGACACGCAGGACGAAGCGGGCCUGGAGGUGCACCAGUUCUGGCCGCUGGUGGAGAUCCACUGCUCUCCAGACCUGCGCUUCUUCCUGUGCUCAAUGUACACGCCCAUCUGCUUGCCCGACUAUCACAAACCUCUGCCCCCCUGCCGCUCAGUGUGCGAGCGCGCCAAGGCCGGCUGCUCCCCACUCAUGCGCCAGUAUGGCUUUGCCUGGCCCGAGCGCAUGAGCUGCGACCGCCUCCCGGUGCUGGGCCGCGACGCCGAAGUCCUGUGCAUGGAUUACAACCGCAGCGAGGCCACCACGGCGCCCCCAAGGCCCUUCCCUAACAAGCCCACCCUCCCUAACCCUCCAGGAGCGCCGUCCUCCGGGGGCGAGUGCGCCGCCGGGGGCCCAUCGGUGUGCAAGUGCCGGGAACCCUUCGUGCCUAUCCUGAAGGAGUCGCACCCGCUCUACAACAAGGUGCGGACAGGCCAGGUACCCAACUGCGCGGUUCCCUGCUACCAGCCCUCCUUCAGCCCAGACGAGCGCACGUUCGCCACCUUUUGGAUCGGCCUAUGGUCUGUGCUGUGCUUCAUCUCCACCUCCACCACAGUCGCCACCUUCCUAAUAGACAUGGAACGCUUCCGCUACCCUGAGCGCCCCAUCAUCUUCCUUUCAGCCUGCUACUUGUGCGUGUCACUGGGCUUCCUGGUGCGCCUGGUCGUGGGCCAUGCCAGUGUCGCCUGCAGCCGCGAGCACAGCCACAUUCACUACGAGACGACAGGCCCAGCACUGUGCACUGUUGUCUUCCUGCUGGUCUACUUCUUCGGCAUGGCCAGCUCCAUCUGGUGGGUCAUCCUGUCGCUCACUUGGUUCUUGGCGGCUGGCAUGAAGUGGGGCAACGAGGCCAUCGCGGGCUAUGCACAGUACUUCCACUUGGCCGCGUGGCUCAUCCCCAGUGUCAAGUCCAUCACUGCACUGGCACUGAGCUCUGUGGAUGGGGACCCAGUGGCUGGCAUCUGCUACGUGGGCAACCAGAACCUGAACUCCCUGCGCGGCUUCGUGCUGGGCCCUCUGGUGCUCUACCUGCUGGUGGGCACGCUCUUCCUCCUGGCGGGCUUCGUGUCGCUUUUCCGCAUCCGCAGUGUUAUCAAGCAGGGUGGCACCAAGACAGACAAGCUGGAGAAACUCAUGAUCCGCAUCGGCAUCUUCACGCUGCUCUACACAGUGCCGGCCAGCAUCGUGGUGGCCUGCUACCUGUACGAGCAGCACUAUCGCGAGAGCUGGGAGGCUGCGCUCACCUGCGCGUGCCCGGGCUCCGACGCCGGCCAACCGCGCGCCAAGCCCGAGUACUGGGUGCUCAUGCUCAAGUACUUCAUGUGCCUCGUGGUGGGCAUCACGUCGGGCGUCUGGAUUUGGUCCGGCAAGACUGUGGAGUCGUGGCGGCGCUUCACUAGCCGCUGCUGCUGCCGCCGCCGGCGACGGGGCCACAAGAGCGGCGGCGCCACGGCGGCCGGGGACUAUGCCGAGGCGAGCGCCGCGCUCACCGGCAGGACUGGGCCGCCGGGCCCUGCCGCAGCUACCUACCACAAGCAGGUGUCCCUGUCACACGUGUAGGAGGCCCUGGGGCGAGGGAGGGGGGUUGUUUUGUUUGGUAGCUUUGCCAAGGUCACUUCCGUUUACCUUCACGGUGCUGAUGCCCCCUCCUGGGGCUCCUUGGAGAGAGGGGUGAAGGGCCCUUUCAAGGGAGUAGCUGUCCCAGGACUUCUCAAAGGGGCUCAGCUCACCUGUGUUGUUUUGUGUUUCUUACUGCCUUCUUUAGGGGAACCUUGUUUUUAAUUUAUAUGUAUUUUUUCUUAAUUUUUAACUUUGUUGCAUUUUGGCAACAAAAUUUUCCUUUGCUUUGGGGGCUUUACAAUCCUAAGGUUGGCAUUAUAAUGAAGUUCCACUUGGUUCAGGUUUCUUUGAACUGUGUGUUCUGAAUUGGAAAAUAUAUUUCCUAUACUUGUGUCUUUAAAAAAAAAAUGUGAACAGUGAAAGUUUGGAUUGCUAUGACUGGGAAGUUGAUAGGUGUGCUUUUUCAGUUUGUUUCUCCUUCCACUGCUUCAAGUGUCCCAGAUGAUUUUUCCUGCAUAUAGUCCUACCUGAGGGGAAACUCCAAGUCACACCAAGGAGGGGGGAGCAUACAAUGUGGGUAGGACCUCCUGAAAGUGACAAGGUUAGGGAGUGUUGAAGAUUUUGUGUCCCUUCUUGUUUCUUUAGCGAGCUUGUUUCUUUUCUGUAGUACAUACUUUGAAUCAUCCUCAUUCUUAACAGCACCAGCAUUUUGAAUACGUUAGAGUUAGCAUUAUUGUGUCCGGUAGACACAUUUGGAGUAGUGAGGACCUAAGGGAUGGCAAUUGGUUAAGCUUGAAUUCUAGACGGAUAAGAUUGCAGCUCUGUGCCAGAGAGUGGGUGGUACUUAAUAGGCUUCAGUGAUCCCGGUUGUUCUUUUUAACAAAACAACUUGUGUUAUAAUUUUGGUAAAAGUAAACCCACUCCUCUCUUCUGGAAGUACUUAGUGAUAGUUGCUAAAGGGGGCUGCUCUGUGGAUUUAAGGACUAAAAUGGAUAUACCUCCAGUAAUUAAGUAAAUUUCCAACAUUUACCCGCUCCACCCCCAUCCCACCUCCUUUAUCAUGUUAAACAGUCUUUUUGCUUUUCUUAUUCCUCCUCUCCUGGAGAGCUGUGAUUAGAAACCACACCCAUCCUUGAAUGAGGUGCUUGAACUGGGGGAGGAAGGCUGGCUACCUGUGAACAAACAUUGGCAGCAAUGAGAGAAAAUAAAUGUCCCUGGACUUUGGACUAGUGUAUAGCCAGAUAUUCCAAAAGCAGCAAGACAUUGCUCCCUGCAGUCUCUGAAAACAGAAAUGAGACCCAUAACACACGUGCAUAAGCUUUUAAAAUAUGGAUCAGUUAACUGCUAUAGGAGGAAAGCUGUUUCCGCCUCCCCACCUCAGUAUAUUUUUCUUUUCCUUUUUCUGAGAAAGCUUAUAUAUUGAUGAGCAUACACACCCUUUGCUGUUAGAAAAUUCUUUUUGCUUUCCUAAUCUGCUUAACUAUUCAUUUAUAUAUGAAAGCCUAUAUAUUGAGAAAUACACAUACACACACACACACACACACACACACACACACACACAGGUUUCUUUACUAUUAGAAAAUUAUGUUUGCUUUCCUAAUCUGUUUAACCAUUCAUUCAUGAAGAGUGUGAGGCCAUUACGGAAGAAGGCGGUGACACUGCUAUGGCCAGCAAAAUACCAAUGACCAGGGUUGAGUGGGGACUAAAUUUAGGAAGCCAAAAUGGGAAAAGCAAUUAAAAUUUGAGAAUGCCUCCCUAGGAAAAUGCCUAGGCAUUUGUGCUUCAUUUAUACCAAAGUUGGAAAAAUAAGUAAGCCCAGGUCAGUUUUUACUUCAUGGAUAUUAAGUAAAUAAAUGCACAGUUCCCAUAGGGAAUUUAAACACUGCUGUGGGGAGAAGCUUGGUAUUAUAGUUUUAAGGACUCUCAAAAACUGUUCACAGUUAUAAACAUGCACUGCUUUUAUCCUCUGAAUCAAAAUUAAAAUUUCAGUGGAGUCGACAAAACCUCCUAGUACACAUGGCCUAGAGAACUCUUUGCACAUCCGAUUCCUCUGCUUAUUCAGAAGCUGCUUCUUAGAACCUUGAAAUAGUUCCCGUCUGAGGGCCACUCAGAUUCUAUUUUUCAAAUGAGGAUCUUUACUAAUCACCUUGACCUCUUCCCUCAUUUAGUGUAUCUUCCCAGGACGUACCUAGAUUGUUCUGCUGCCUUCUGUCAUUGUGCCUGAUAUGGAUUGCCCCCCUUCCGUCUUCUUCUUAGUGGAGGAAUCUAGAAAUGGUACAGUAUAUAUAUCUAAAAGUUGUGGAUGAGUGGAUGAAAGUGAUUGAAGUCUUCAUUAAAAAAUAUGUUUUCAUUUUGGCAACAUGUCAAAGCUACCAAGAACAACCAAUUUACCUUAAAAAAUAAGACCGUUAAAGUAUACCACGCCAGGGAGAGGUGAUGCUUUUUGGGUCUACUUUUAGAACUGCCUCUUUGUUUUCUGUCUCUGUUCUCACCCUGCUCUCCCUCUCCCUUCCCUCAAAGAUAAAUAAAGCCCACCUGCUUCCCUAGGCUAACUAAUAUUCCCCACCCCACCCCCCUACCCAGGGUAGAGAAGCUGCAGCUAUUUAUGGUCACCCCGUUUCCAUCCCACACACUAUUUUCCCCAUUGAUUUGCAUUUUUAUUAUGCAAACAAUACAUACACAUGAAAACAAUUAUAAAAUUAAAGGUUGUGGGGUGAUUUAGCAACUUUUUCACAGCCAGCUUUGUGAAGUUGGAGAGGAUUUAGGGCUCAGUUUAGUCUCAAAUGUGCAGCCUCCAGGCUGGUCCUUUCACAGUUCGAUUUUAAGCAAUGUCUUACUUCAUAGAUUAGGGGGUGAGUCUUUAGGAGGUUGUCUAAGUGAACUAAUGUGACUUCUCAGUGAAUCAGUUGACAUGACCGUAGGAAGACUUUUUAACUUAUAUUAUUGCCCUCCUCACAUUUUGACGUCUAAAUUGGCUGAAAAUAAUUUUUCUUGGUGCCUUAUUGGUUUAUCCUUGCAAACCUUCGUCGUAUUUUCACAUGAUGGGCCUGUGUGUGUGUGUUGUCUGUAACUGUGUUCACGUACAGGCUUAAAUAAUGUGCCGACAGCACUGUUUCCAAGUCCGUAUUCAUUAGGCUGUUUCCUCCUGGGCCAGGGCUGCACUAAUCCUGACACCGGCUGCCAGGAGAAAACCUCACGGAUCCCACACCAAACCUUAAUAACAGCAUCUGUGACCUGCACUCUCCAGUACAGAAUGGGACCCCCACAGCUAGGAAAUGUAGUUGUAUAUUUUAAUGAACUGCUACCCCUGCUAAAGAGGCUUCUUUCCCUUUUGUGCACUACAGAAAGACCAAGGGGGUCGGAGGGACAAAGCUUUGAAUAACUGCUUUCUCACAUCGACUGUGGCAAACAGGACCAAGCACAUCACAAAUCUGGGCAGGGGUGAGGGACAGUGGCUGAGAAUGGCCUGUUCCCUCUGCAGGCCCUUUCUUGCCUCCAAAGUCCAAUCCAGUGACCCUGGGAAAGAAGUACGCCUGAAUUGGGGAGGGUGGUUCUGAAAGAAAAAGCUACCAAGACAUGAAAGCAGGGUGAGGGGUAGGCAGGAUGUAAGUCACUAAGUAACCUGACUUAGAACUCUCAAAGCUUCUAGCAGCUUGGUGACAAUUACAGGAUUUAUUUCAGCCAGGAUACUGUCUAUGGUGUAUCAUUUUAAGACAAUAUUACUUCAUGUUGUUACAAACUGUAUGUGUAGUAUGUAUGUGUUGUGGAUGUGUAUAUACGUAAUAUAUAUAUUAUAUAUAUGAGAUUUAGUGACUUGAUACGGGUUUGGUGCAGGUGAAUUGAUUACUGAGCCAAAUGAGGCACAUACCGAGUCAGGAGUUUGAAUCCAGGGCAUUCAGAACUUUGUAUGAUUUCCAUAUAUGUAUAGUACCUGUCCCAUGCAGUAGCUUCUCUGUCCUGUCAAACCCAGAACUCACAGAUCUGAGCCAGCGAUAUUUUAUUUGUAGACAAUCAACUUGAAUCUAUAAAUUAUUACUGGCAGAUGAUUAUAAUUCUGAAUCCAUAGCACUAACAAAUGGAAGCCCAGAGCAUCUUGAGAAGUUUUUUUUGUUUUGUUUUGUUUUGUUCCUGGAAGUCACUAGAACAGGUGUAUGUGCUUAUACUUAGUCUCAUAGUCCUUAAUUUGCUGACCUUAUUAUUUCAGAAAAAUUUUGUAUGUAUUAUAUUUGUGGGAAGGUGAAAUAAUGGUUUGAGAUUUUUAUCAAAUAUGGAGAGUAGUUAUUUAUGAAAAACAAAGAAAUGUCUAUUUUUGUUUCUUUGUUCCCGAUUAAUGUAGAUAAAUUUUAAAGUGCAUUAAAGCAAGGUAAAGAAAAUAAAAAGAUGCUGUACAACUCUUUUUCUCCUCAUGCUUUUAUGGAGACACUGCUUUCUGAGAGUAUCUGAGGAGAUACGUGGAUUCUAAUUUCAUAAUCAAAUUCUCAGAUGUACUUAAAAUGUAAAUUGUAGUAUUUUCAUUAAUAAGAAAAUCAAGCAAACUGCAAUCAUCAGAAACAGACGAAAUGAAACUUGUUUUACUUGAAUAUACUUCAUAGCUUUCUCCUGCUGAUCCUGUUACUGUUUCAUGAUUCACUUGAAGAAAUGAAGGGUAAUACACCUAAGAACAGAGACAUAGCCUGAGCUGGCGUUCUGUUUUAUCAACCCUCCGUCUAAAUUCUGUACGGAACCUAUCUGAGUAGAUGUUGGUGCUAUUGUUGUGUGUGUCUAGUUGGGGAUUAGGAACUCCCAAAACUGUUUAUCAUUCACCAGUUAAAUCCACAACUUGAUAUUAAGCUGUAAGUACAAGUCAGGGAGUCCAGAUAAGAGGCUAUAAAUUGAUUUAGAGUUGGCACCUUCCUGAUAAUCUGGACAGAGGAUUAGUAAACCUGAGAUACUAUUGUCACAGUUUCCU
Rhinolophus ferrumequinum (greater horseshoe bat) is the source of this 7608-nucleotide messenger RNA. RefSeq names its product frizzled class receptor 5 (gene FZD5). The record is from RefSeq and is a predicted model, not a curated record. The transcript is spliced from 2 exons. Gene Ontology annotation, cellular component: plasma membrane. NCBI's taxonomy places the organism in Eukaryota, Metazoa, Chordata, Mammalia, Chiroptera, Rhinolophidae. Gene Ontology annotation, biological process: non-canonical Wnt signaling pathway; canonical Wnt signaling pathway. The coding region runs from base 897 to 2660 and encodes 587 amino acids. Gene Ontology annotation, molecular function: Wnt receptor activity; Wnt-protein binding.